Seriola aureovittata is the source of this 5623-nucleotide messenger RNA. RefSeq lists its product as uncharacterized. The record is from RefSeq and is a predicted model, not a curated record. NCBI's taxonomy places the organism in Eukaryota, Metazoa, Chordata, Actinopteri, Carangiformes, Carangidae. The coding region runs from base 313 to 4965 and encodes 1550 amino acids. The transcript has 3 exons.
CUCAGUACUUCCUGCUAGGCUUUGCUCUUCACUAUUUCCGGCUAGAACUUUGGAUCGUGUCUCACAGAUUUUAGUCGCAGUUUAAUGACAAGGCAUUGUUGUAAAAACCUCGUGUGGUGAUUACAAGUGAGAACAACGGCUGUGCAUCAUUUGGGUGACACUGAACGAGCACAAUCCCAUUACCGAUUGGAUGGAUGUCCAACUAGGAUGCCAAUAUGAAGUGUGGGCCAGAGAUGUUGGAGCAAGUCAUAGUUAAGCUGAUUACACUUUACAAGGCAAGGAAGCCAUAGAAGAUCAAAAAGAUCGCUGAGGAUGGACAACAGGGACACUGGCAGUCUGAAAGACAAUAAAAAGAUGGAUGCCAAUACACUAUGGCAGUGGCGCAUUAAGCAUGUAAAGAAGUACUCAAGACACCCAGAACCAUUCCAUUACAGCAAUAAAAUGGGACUAGAUUUUAAUGUUGGAUCCAACACACAGAAAAAAUUGGAUUCACAUUCACUGACAAAUGGUGUCAUGCUGGAGGUCUGUGACUUUGCUGAAACAGUAAAGAGGAAUAAAUGGCAUUUUAUCACAAAUAUUCUGGAGAACAAUUUUGAUCUUGGAUUGAAAAGCGAGCAACAGCGGAUUGAGUUUACUUCUCAACUUCUGCACAAAGUCAGACACCUGAUACGAAAACCCCCUGAAGAUAAACAUGAAGCUUUUACUCUCUUUGACACGUCAUCUGAGCCAGAAUGUACCAGCAAAGACAAAAGUAGACUGAACAUGGCAUCUACAGAAUAUAAGACUGACUGUUUCCUGGUGGACAUGGAUGAAAGUGAUCAUAAGGACAAAUUGAAGUGUUCACUAUCACCAUCUAAAGACUAUAUGAAGAUGGAAGAGAUGGAUGGACCACGUGCUGAUGACAGUGAUGAUGUUGAUGAAUUAGAGUGUUCAGAGCCUCAGUCAACAGAAGAACUGAAAGAGGAUGAUGUUCCGCCCUCGUUCCCUUGCUGUGAGGAAAUUGGUCUGAACCUUGAUGUUGAGUCAAAACAAAGUCUAGAUCCAGGUUUAUUGACAAAGGGCAUGAUGUUAGAACUAGUACAGUUCACAAGAACACUGACUGCAUCCAACAGAUCUAUUGUUCUCAGUGUGUUGGAGCAUAAUUUUGAACUUGAUCUUAAACGUCAACAGGAAAAAACUCAGGUUUGGUUCACAAUAUUACAACUUCAGAAAAGGAAGAAGCAACUUCUUACCACUGGAACCAAAAUCAGUCCUGAGUUUAAAAGUGAGCCAUUUUCCUUUCAGACAAAUCCCCUUGAAAAAGGAUCAGCUCUGUCCAAUGUGGGAGCCCCACUGUACCAAUUUAAAGAAGUGAGCAAAAGAAGGCAGUCUGAUUUAAAAAGUAAACGGGAAAAAAGAGCUCUUUCAACAACUAGAGAACAUGUCACCAAACGACGCAGAACAGAACAGGCUGAACAGGAAGAGACAAACACACUGUCUCAUCAUACUGAUUUAUGUAAUCGUCGAACAGUGGAGAGUGACCACAACUACAUGUGUCCUUUAGACUCAGAUGAAGCCACAGAUUCAGAAAAUGAUGAAAAUGAAGAUGACUUAAAAAACCCAACAAGUUCUGACAUCCAUAGUGAAUCAGAAUCAAGCUGUGUGGAUACACAUGAACCUUUCCUCACCACCACAGAUGGUUCAUCCAGUUUACCAAAUUUAAACCCAAACGUGAACCCAAUAUUUGCAAGUCAGCCUAAUGAAAGAGGACAGUAUGGAGAUGAAGAGAAGACAGAGAUUCCAAAAAUUGUGCCAUACAAAUGUGACAUGGAAGAAAAGGAAAUGGAAACAGAGAGCAAUAUGUGGAAGCUGCGUGUGAACCGUGUACAACAAAUCCUCUCCUUGUUAGACAAAGCAUUCACAAAGUCCAAGUCAUUUGGCCUGGAAUUCAAUGUUGGAUUUGGUCCAAAGCAAAACGUAAGUGUUGACUCUUUAACUACUUCAGUUCUGCUUGAAAUUGCAAAAUUUGCCUUAGCAAUUAAUUCAUCCCAGCAGGAUUUCAUCAUGGAGAUCCUUGAGUACAACUUUGACUUUGGCCUUUGGAGUGAAAACCAUAGGAAAACCUUUGCAUGUGAGCUUAUGAAUAGAGUAAGACAGCUUAGAAAUAGUGAUGAUGCAGUCAAACUUUCAAAAGAGGUUUUUGAACUUCCCGGCGUUGUAUCAUCCGUUAACAUGGCCAGCCAGAGCAUGGGCAGCGUCAACCCUGAAGUCAGCAGCAUAUCGAGAACAACAGAGUGUGAUGUUGCUCCCAUGUGUCCUCCUGAUUUACAAGCUGAAAACAAAGAACACAGGGUGGACAUCUAUCCCUUCUGCAAAGACAUUGGUCUGAAGCUAAACGUAAUCGGCAGUCAGCCACAUAAAAAACUUCAGAUCAACAAAUUGACCAAUGGGGCAAUGACUGAAGUGACAAACUUUGCAGAAAAGUUGUGUGGAACAUUUGAUCAGAUUUGUCUUGACAUCCUCAGACACAACUUUGAUCUUGAUUGGCAAAAUGGAGAUUCUGACCUUGCUAAAACUAUUCUCACUCAAAUCCCUAUCAUAAUGGAGCAAAAAAAUCUAUCAACCUGUAUAACAGCCUCCAAGAAAAUAAAACACUCAAUGAAAGAUUUCUCAACAAUGGUGAUGGAUUCCCAGAACAACCCAAAUGUAGAUACAUGUAGUACUAGCUCUUCCCAGACUCAAAUCAUAGACCAAAAUGUAGGGAGUUCCACUGACAAUAACCAAGAAAAUGAGCUCAAUGCAGUACUCUGGAAAUUGCGGACUAACCAAAUUCAACAGAUCCUCUCAGUGCCUCAUGUUGAACAUUGCCUAUUUUAUUCUUUUUCCAGAUGUAAGAAAUUGGGCAUUGAUUUCAAUGUGGGAUCUGGAGUAAAACAAAACCUUGAUCCAAAAUUACUGACCAAUGGCAUCAUGGUUGAAAUAAACACUGUUGCUACAGCACUGCAAUCAGCCCAAAAGCAUUUCAUCACAGAGAUACUGGAGUACAAUUUUCGUCUGAAUUUGAACAAUGAGCUUUGUCGCAGUGUUUUUGCACAGCAAGUUUUGGACAAAUUCAGAACUCUGAGAUUAAAAAAUAGAAAAUCCAGAGUCCUUAAAAUUCGUUUUGAUCUCCCUGACUCAAGAAGUAUAGAAAAAUCGUCUUAUCCAAAAACUAAAUAUUGCCACAAAUGUUAUCAAGACAGAAAUUCUAAGCCUCGUCAGGAUGAAUCUGACCCUGACCACUUGCUGCACCCUCGUCCACAUGCUAUGACUGACACAGUUUCUACUGAAGAAAACUGCACAGCACAGAAGUCUGCAAAGGCACCUGUUUCUACUUUUCAAGUAGCAGAGGAGAAAAUAAUGGACAGUUAUCCGCUCUGUAAGAAAAUAGGUUUAAUCCUAUGUGUGGACAAAGAUAAACCAAAAGAUAAAAUUGACCCCCGUGUAUUGACACGUGGUACUAUGAUUGAAGUGGCUCAUUUUGCUAAAAGAUUGUGUGGAACAAAACAUAAGCUAAUAAAUGAUGUUCUCGAACACAACUUUAAUUUUGGCAUGCAGAGCCAAGAUAUAAAUCCUGCACUGCUGUUCCACAGAAUGGUGGCACUACAUAAUAAAGGGCCCACAUGGUUCAGUGAAGUUUUUGUUGUUCAGCCAUAUCCUCACAAAGAUCCUGGAGAUGCAAGUAAACUGAAAGAGGUAUCUGCCAUGCAGAAAAGUGAAAGGAAGGAAACAACCAAAAAAAGAAAGCUGGCACUGCAAACAAAGGAACAAGCCCCACUGCCAAGUGGUAAUAUGGAUGUUGUAAAACCAAAGAGACCUCGGGGGAUUAGAGGAGAGCGCUUUCCAGUGUGUUCAGAGAUAGGUCUUGUUCUAGAUGUGACAUCACAAUCAGGGGACAAAGAAAAACUGGACUUAAGGCUGUUGAGUAGAACGGCAGUGGUGGAGAUCUAUAGAUUUGCAGUCAAGAAAGUAGGACACUAUUUCCCAGAUAUUUUGUAUGACAUCCUUGACUAUAACUUUGAUCUAAGCUCACAACACUACAGGCGGUGGGAAUUUUCCAUAGCUACUGCAACCAAGGUCAAAACCAUGGUCAAACGCUACCGGAAAAAACUAGAAAGAGCAGAUGAGGUCUUCAAGUUACCAUUUGUGUUUGAUCCCGAGGCCUCAGAAAGGUACAUACAAGAGAGACAAAAUGAGAAAAGUGCUGAAUCUUCCGUUGAAAAACCUGACAAGACAACAAAUGGAGAAGGUAGAUUUGUGCGGCAAAUCAGAUACCAUUCAGAUGUCAAUCGUGUCUAUUUCCUUGAUGUCAAAACUAAUGAGGAACUAUUGUUUGAAGAGGAGGACACAAAGUCCCAAACAUAUCCUGUGACAAUAAUCCAGAUGACUGGGAGUCCAGUGAGUGGCGGUUGUGACAGUGUUCUCCAGGGAAACUUACAGAUCAAAGAGGAGGAAAAUGGUUCACAUCAUGGCGAUAUGAAACCAGAACUAGUCACUGAGGAAAAAUAUCAUACAGAUUGUGGGGAUGUCAAAACGGAGCCAAGCACUGAUGAUGUCAAGUAUUUAGUCCAAGGUAAAGCUGCAGGAUCCCCAUCCCCAUAUACUUUCACCAUAUGUUCAGACUCUGAAGGCAAUAUAAAAACAGAAUCAAAAACAGAGGAUACCCACUAUUACAUCCUGGCUGAACCACAAUUAUCACAAGGAUAUGCUAUGCUAACCGUAUGUCCAAACACAGAGAGCAGUGUGAAAACAGAAUGUGACACUGAGGAUGUCAAGUAUGAAAUCCCAGUUGAAGCAGCAGGAUCCCAGGGAUACUCCAUGGUAACCAUAUGUCAGGACACUGAGAAUACAUUGAUCAAAGAGGAGCAAAAACAUGUGCCAGUCUUCAUUGUGGAGAUGUUUCAAUCACAAAGUGAAGUGGACAUCAAACAGGAGCAAGAUUCCUAGUGAUGUAAAUGAUGGUUCACAUGCGACUGGUGUUUUACACUAAAAAAAUCAGUAAGAUUGGAUUGGCAAUGAAGAUUAAAGUUUGAAUGGAGUUUUCUUAAAUUCUAUAAAACUAAGAGAAUGCAUUUGAUGAAUCGCUGCAAAGCUGCAGAGCUGCAUACUUCAUCUAAUUAUUCAAAGCCUAAAGCUGAUUAAAUAAAAAGUAUUGGCCCAAAAGGGAAAAACUUAACACUUAGCUUUCUUUUUUUCCAUCUGUGCUCAGCCAUUGUUACAGUAAGAUGAAAGAAGUUCAUACGAAUCUGAAUUGGCAUCAUGUAACACAGAAAUCUACUUUUAUGGGUGUGAGAUUAUGUUCUCCUUUCUUUUUGUUCUUACAUUUUUCCACUAUAUUGAUUUAGUGUCAUUAGUGUUUUUUAUGACCAUUCAUUGUUAUAUAAAUACUGUUUUGUGUUGAUAAUUUUUCAAAAAGCAUCACUACACACUGACCAUAAGACGUUUGGUCAUGUCUUGAACUUAUGAAACAAAUAGGUAAGAUGAUGUAACAGUGCUUGUUUAUUUUCAUACACUUAUAAUACAGUAAAACAAGGGAAAGGAAAAAUACCUAGAACUACUGUAUUGUUUAUUACUCUAAUAGAUUCUAUAUAAAGUUUUGAAAAUA